AUGAAAGAAGGAGGUACCAAACGCUUGCUCUACAACUAUUCCGCAGGUUUCUUCCAACAGAAGGACAACCGAACAUUGUCAACUGUACAGGGUGUGGUGAAAAUGUGGCGGAUUUCGAACAUAUCUGUGCUCACUGUAACGCAAAGGGCGGUUUGGAAUCAACGAUCGCAUGCGGUCGCAGCAGCGAAACUUAUCGACUGCGCCAUACCUAGGAUACACUGCACGUCGAAAUCGCCGUCGUAUAGUCAGGCGCAUAGACAACUGCUAUGA
Necator americanus (New World hookworm) is the source of this 270-nucleotide messenger RNA. RefSeq lists its product as uncharacterized. Bases 1 to 270 code for a protein of 89 amino acids. The transcript is spliced from 3 exons. NCBI's taxonomy places the organism in Eukaryota, Metazoa, Nematoda, Chromadorea, Rhabditida, Ancylostomatidae. The record is from RefSeq and is a predicted model, not a curated record.